GCCCGGAAGUUUUCUGUUCUGAACCCUUGAAAGGGGCUCACGUGGGUUGGGCUUUGGAGUGAGCGGGUUUCGCAGCCGUCGGGAGCUGAGCAGGAUCUGGCAUCAUGGGGAAGCUGCGCCGGAGGUAUAACAUCAAGGGGCGCCAGCAGGCGGCCCCUGGCCCUUCCAAAGGCCCUCCCGAGCCGCCCCCCGUGCGACUGGAACUGGAGGAUAAGGGCACUUUGAAAGGAGUUGAUGCCAGCAAUGCACUUGUCCUGCUGGGAAAGAAGAAGAAGAAGACUAAAGCCCCUCCCCUGUCCAAGAAGGAGAAGAAGCCCCUGACCAAGAAAGAACGCAAGAUGCUGCAGAGAAUCUUAGACCAGAAGGAGAAAAAGAGCCAGCGAGCAGAGAUGCUACAGAAAUUGAGUGAGGUCCAGGUUUCAGAAGCGGAGAUGAGGCUCUUUUAUACCACGUCCAAGCUGGGCACCGGGGACCGCAUGUACUGCACCAAAGAGAAGCCCGACGAGCUAGCAGCCCAGGGUCAGAAGAUCAGCAGCCUCAGCGGGGCCUGCCGGAAGCGCCGACACCAGGAUUCUGAAGAGGAGGCUGAAGAGGAGGAAGGUGAAUCCUCAGCAGAGUCCGAACUAGAGGAGGCCCCAGUGGCCAAGCGAGUGGAAGCCACUGAGGGCAUGGCCCCAGCACAUCUGCCACCAACCUUGCCGGGGGCCGGGGGCCAGAGCCCAGUGCCCAGCAAUCCAGCCGGAACCCCAGCUGCUUCAUCUGCUCCUCCUGUGGCAGCCUCUGCCCUGGCCAGGCCGCCAGUGAAGCCUGCCAUCUUCAUCCCUGUGAACCGCUCCCCCGAAAUGCAGGAAGAACGGCUGAAGCUCCCGAUUCUCGCUGAAGAACAGGUGAUCAUGGAGGCGGUGGCCGAGCACCCCAUCGUCAUCGUGUGUGGCGAGACCGGCAGUGGGAAGACCACCCAGGUGCCCCAGUUUCUCUACGAAGCAGGCUACAGCAGUGACAACAGCAUCAUUGGCGUCACAGAGCCCCGCCGAGUGGCCGCCGUGGCCAUGUCCCAGCGAGUGGCCAAGGAGAUGAAUCUGUCGCCACGGGUUGUCUCCUAUCAAAUCCGAUAUGAAGGAAACGUGACUGAAGAGACCAGGAUCAAGUUCAUGACAGAUGGCGUCUUGCUCAAGGAAAUCCAGAAGGAUUUCCUGCUGCUGAAGUACAAGGUGUUGAUCAUUGAUGAGGCUCACGAGAGAAGCGUGUACACCGACAUCCUGAUUGGCCUUCUGUCCCGCAUCGUGUGUCUCCGGGCGAAGAGGCACCUGCCGCUGAAGCUGCUCAUCAUGUCGGCCACACUGCGAGUGGAGGACUUCACCCAGAACCAGCGGCUCUUCGCCCAGCCACCCCCGGUCAUCAAGGUCGAGUCCAGGCAGUUCCCCGUGACGGUGCACUUCAACAAGCGGACGCCGCUGGAAGACUACAGCGGGGAGUGCUUCCGGAAGGUCUGCAAGAUCCACCGCAUGCUGCCUGCAGGCGGCAUCCUGGUGUUCCUGACGGGGCAGGCAGAGGUCCAUGCGCUGUGCCGCAGGCUGAGACGAGCCUUCCCACUUGCCAGGCACAGGCUGCCAGAAAAGGAUGAUCAGAAAGAUUCAGUAGAAGAAAUGCGGAAGUUUAAGAAGUCUCGGGCACGGGCGAGAAAGGCCCAGGCCGCGACGUUGCCCCAAAUCAGUUUGGACAAUUACUCAGUGUUGCCAGCGGGCGAAGGCGACGAGGACAGGGAGGCGGAAAUGGAUGAGGAGGAGGCGGCCUUGGGCUCCGACCUGGACCUGGACUUAGGGGACGAUGGAGCCGAUGGAGGUGAGCAGCCUGAUGCCUCGAUUCCCCUCCACGUGCUCCCUCUCUACUCUUUGCUGGCCCCAGAGAAGCAGGCACAGGUCUUCCAACCUCCCCCCGAGGGGACGCGACUAUGUGUUGUGGCCACCAAUGUGGCCGAGACAUCCCUCACCAUCCCAGGCAUCAAGUAUGUGGUGGACUGUGGGAAGGUCAAGAAGCGGCACUAUGACCGUGUUACCGGCGUGUCCUCCUUCCGUGUCACCUGGGUCUCCCAGGCCUCAGCAGAUCAGCGAGCCGGCCGCGCAGGCCGGACGGAGCCUGGCCACUGCUACAGGCUCUAUUCCUCUGCGGUUUUUGAGGACUUUGAGAAGUUCCCCCCUCCGGAAAUCACCCGGAGGCCUGUGGAAGACUUGAUCCUUCAGAUGAAAGCUCUCAAUAUCGAAAAGGUCAUCAACUUCCCCUUCCCGACGCCCCCCUCCAUAGAGGCCCUCGUUGCUGCCGAGGAGCUGCUGAUCGCCCUGGGUGCCUUGCAGGCUCCGCCCAAAACAGAAAGGGUGAAGCAGCUACAGAGGUCUCGGCUCAGCUGCCCUAUCACCGUGCUGGGCAGGACCAUGGCCACGUUCCCUGUGGCCCCGCGCUAUGCCAAGAUGCUGGCGCUGAGCAGGCAACACGGCUGCCUGCCCUAUGCCAUCACCAUCGUGGCUGCCAUGACCGUCCGGGAGCUGUUCGAGGAGCUGGACAGACCGGCUGCCAGCGACGAGGAGCUCGCCAAGCUGAAGGGCAAGCGAGCCCGGGUGGCCCAGAUGAAGAGGAUCUGGGCAGGGCAGGGAGCUUCUCUGAAACUCGGAGACCUCAUGGUGUUGCUAGGCGCCGUGGGAGCCUGUGAGUACUCAGGCUGCUCACUGCAGUUCUGCGAGGCAAACGGGCUGCGGUAUAAGGCCAUGAUGGAGAUCCGGCGCCUGCGGGGCCAGCUGACCACUGCAGUCAACGCCGUGUGCCCCGAGGCCGGGCUCUUCGUGGACCCCAAGAUGCAGCCACCUUCCGAGAGCCAGGUGACCUACCUGCGGCAGAUCGUGACAGCCGGCCUGGGUGACCACCUGGCCCGCAGGGUCCAGAGUGAGGACCUGCUGGAUGAAAAGUGGAAGAACGCCUACAAGACACCCCUCCUCGAUGAACCUGUCUUCAUCCACCCCAGCUCUGUCCUCUUCAAGGAGCUCCCCGACUUUGUGGUCUACCAGGAAAUUGUGGAGACCACCAAGAUGUACAUGAAAGGCGUCUCUACCGUGGAGGUCCAGUGGAUUCCCGUUCUGCUGCCUUCUUACUGCCAAUUUGACAAGCCCCUGGAAGAGCCGCCCCCCACCUAUUGCCCCGAGAAAGGGAGGGUGCAGUGUCAUCAGGCCAGCGUGUUCUUAUGUGUGUUCUGGGCAGAGUCCCCCUUGGUGGGCAGGCAUGGGACUGGGGGUGCCGCUGGCGUCUGCUGCUGCCUCUUCACCAGCCCCUGUGCCCCAGAUCGCGUCGGCUGGUCGCUCCCCGCUGUCCAGGUGGAUUUUCCAGAGGGCAUUGACUGCUACAAGCACUUCGCUCGGGUUCUGUUGGACGGGCAGGUCUUCCCCAAGCUGGCCUCCUAUAAGGGCUGUUUGCUCUCCAGCCCCAGCACAAUGUUGAAGACCUGGGCCAGGCUGCAGCCCAGGACAGAGAGUCUCCUGAGAGCCCUUGUUGCUGAGAAAGCUGACUGCCGAGACACCUUGCUGGCUGUUUGGAUGAAAAACCCCAAAUACCUGCUGACUGAGUACUGCGAGUGGCUCCCACAGGCCAUGCAUGCUGACGUCGAGAAAGGCUGGCCACCCACCCCUGACCACUGACCCAGGGUCUGCCCGUGGGGCCAAGGACUGGCCUAGGGACCUAGGAGGCUGGCGGCAGCCAGCGUCCAGCAUGGUCACCCUGAUCCCAAGGCUGCUCCCAGGAGGCAGGUCAUGCCCCUGGACACCCUUGUUUAUCUUGGCUCGAUUCUGGGCACAACUUGCUACCACCUUGGGCCAUAUGAUCCCAGGAGUGACUUUUGUAGCUAUUUAUUACAGGGCAGCUAAUUUUUUUAUCUCCCAUGCUAGCCUCAUCUUAAAUAUGCCCUGUGGGAAUUCCCAGGUGGCACAGUGGGUUAAAGAUCUAGGGUUAUCACUGCUGUGGCACGGCCCACUCCUGUGGCGCUGGUUCAGUCACUGGCCUGGGAACUUGUGCAUGCCAUAGGUACGGCCAAAAAAAAGGCUCUGUGGACUACAUUAGUCCCUUGUAGAGAAGCAGGGCUGGGGGGGCGAAGGUGACCAUGGGCCCUUCCCUUCAUCUGUUCCCUGCGGAAGUAGUACCCCCCUCCCCCCAGCCCGGGAGGAUCCCCCCACGGCUCCUGCCUUCUCCUGUGGCAUGGGCAUCUCCUCCCUGGGGACAGUGCCUGGCUGGCUACAUUGCUGUAAUAAAUCUUUGCUUUGAUAACA
This is a messenger RNA of Phacochoerus africanus (Common warthog), 4304 nucleotides long. RefSeq names its product DEAH-box helicase 37 (gene DHX37). Gene Ontology annotation, cellular component: intracellular anatomical structure; nucleolus. The transcript has 27 exons. Bases 105 to 3680 code for a protein of 1191 amino acids. Lineage: Eukaryota; Metazoa; Chordata; Mammalia; Artiodactyla; Suidae. Gene Ontology annotation, molecular function: ATP binding; RNA binding. Gene Ontology annotation, biological process: maturation of SSU-rRNA from tricistronic rRNA transcript (SSU-rRNA, 5.8S rRNA, LSU-rRNA). The record is from RefSeq and is a predicted model, not a curated record.